AUGCAGGGAAUAAAUCUCUCAAAGUAUCUAAAUUGCACUCGCCGUACGGGUUUGGGAAAUUUGGUAAAUCUUGGACGUCUGUUCAACGUACGAGGCGUGGCCACUCAGGGUCGACACGAUUCCAAUCAGUGGGUGACAAGCUUCUCAUUGUCCUACACUGCAGAUGACUUUAUGUGGGUUUUUAUCAAGGAAAACAGCCAAGUGAAGACAUUCCUGGCAAACAGCGACAGGACAACAGUUGUCAAACAUGUCUUCAGCCCGCAUAUCAGAGUGUUUGCCAGAAGCGUUCGUUUCCAUCCGAAAGGUUGGCAAAGCCACAUCUCCAUGCGAGUGGAGAUUUAUGGUUGCAAAGAAGGUCGCAGUUGCUUCCUUCCUCUUGGUAUGGAGAGUGGCCAUCUUCCCAACAACGCAAUAUCGGCAUCGACGUAUUAUAGCUCUAAUCACAUCCCGCAGUUCUCGAGACUCAAUAAGAUCCCUAGUUCAGGCAAGGCGGGGGCCUGGUGCACACGUACAAACAAUGGUAACGAAUGGCUGCAGGUCAACUUUGAGCGUGAAACAUCUGUUACAAAAGUGGCUACUCAGGGGAGGUAUGACAGCGAUCACAGGUUGACGAGCUACAGUUUGUCGUAUAGUGUGGACGGCUCUCACUGGGCGUGGUACAGACUUUCGGAUGGACAUAUCAAGGUGUUUGGUGGUAACAUCGACCGCAACACUCCAGUUUAUCAUCCCCUUCAUUUGCCGAUUCAAGCCAAAUAUCUUCGAUUCCACCCCAAGUCAUGGUAUGGUCACAUCUGUACCAGAGCAGAGGUCUAUGGCUGCCAAGAAGGAUCACAUUGUUCCCUUUCUCUCGGACUCGAAGAUGGCCGAGUUUCAGCCAGUGCUAUGUCUGCCUCGACUAUUUACAGCAGUUCCUGCGCUGCUAGUUUAGGCCGUUUGAAUCUUGCGGCUGGUUCAGGUAAAGUGGGAUCCUGGUGUGCUAAAAGGAAUGACGUCAAUCAAUGGUUACAAGUUGAUCUUGGCAGCCUUACGACCGUUACUAAAGUAGCCACCCAAGGAAGGCAGGACUCAUCUCAAUGGGUAACGAGCUACUCACUAUCUUACAGCUUGACCGGCUCUUACUGGGUUCAGUACACUGUGCGAGGGAAAAAGAAGGUUUUUCGGGGAAAUUUCGAUCGUAAUACCAUUGUUGUCCACCAGACCUUCCCACCAAUCCAUGCCCGGUUCGUCCGCAUUCAUCCUUUAACUUGGCAAGUCCACAUCAGCAUGCGUGCUGAGUUGUACGGUUGUCCUAUCAGGGGCAUCUAAGGGGAAGAAAGUUCAACGAGGAAAGUCGCCGAAAGAGUAUCGACUCGGCCAGUAAAAACCCAUGAAGGAGAUGGUUAAAGGUUAUUUUUGUCAGAG
Pocillopora verrucosa is the source of this 1401-nucleotide messenger RNA. The record is from RefSeq and is a predicted model, not a curated record. Lineage: Eukaryota; Metazoa; Cnidaria; Anthozoa; Scleractinia; Pocilloporidae.